GGAAUUUUGGUAGCCAUAGUCGAUCCAACCUCCAAAGCGUCCAGAUGGAGAACGGAUCCGUGAUUUUGGGCCGAUGGCCGGCAAUGUUGUGCUGGCUGCUGCUCUGCCUCGUCCCACUCACCAAUCAACAACAAGCCCGCGCGGGAAACGUUGGAGCCACGCAGUGGAGCGACGACGAGACCCAUUUCAAUCGUACUCUGGACUCGAUUUUGGUGCCACGCGUCGUUGGCAGCCGUGGGCAUCAACAGGUACGCGACUAUCUGGUCCAAUCGCUGAGCGGCCUUGGCUUCCAAGCGGAAGUGGAUGAGUUCAAGCAGCGAGUUCCCGUCCUGGGUGAGCUUACGUUCUCCAAUGUGGUCGGUACAAUCAAUCCUCAGGCCCAAAACUUCCUGGCUCUGGCCUGUCACUACGACAGUAAGUACUUCCCGAAUGACCCCGGAUUUGUGGGAGCCACUGAUUCAGCGGUGCCAUGUGCCAUUUUGCUGAACACGGCCAAAACCCUGAGCGGGUAUUUACAGAAAGAGUUUCGCAAUCGCAACGAUGUGGGACUGAUGCUUAUCUUCUUUGAUGGCGAGGAGGCUUUCAAAGACUGGACCAAUGCGGAUUCGGUUUACGGAGCAAAACAUCUGGCAUCCAAACUGGCCAGAACCAGAAGUGGCUCCCAAGCAGCUGGACAACUUCAACAGGCCCCCCGUAAUAUUGAUCGUAUAGAAGUGCUGGUGUUGUUGGAUCUGAUCGGUGCUCGUAAUCCAACCUUCUCCAGUUUCUACGAGAAUACCCAUGGACUGCACUCCAGCCUGGUGCAAAUAGAGAAGAGUCUGCGUGCUGCCGGAAAACUAGAGGGAAAUAACAAUAUGUUUCUAAAUCGGGUAUCUGGUGGCUUAGUCGACGACGACCAUCGUCCCUUCUUGGAGGAGGAUGUUCCCAUUUUGCAUUUGGUGUCCACUCCUUUUCCCGAUGUGUGGCAUACGCCUCGCGACAAUGCCGCCAACCUUCACUGGCCAUCCAUACGUAAUUUUAACCGUGUUUUCCGCAAUUUUGUGUACGAGUAUCUACAUCGGCACACCGCCCCCGUUAAUUUGCGUUUUUAUCGAACUUAGUUAGUGUAUUGUUUUAUGUCUAAGAUUUAUUAAGCAUAAGUGUGGGUUGUUUUUUUGUUAAUAAAAAAUUCCUAAAACAUUUUCUUCUAA
Drosophila bipectinata is the source of this 1190-nucleotide messenger RNA. It is a transcript of the gene QC, whose product is annotated as Glutaminyl cyclase. The record is from RefSeq and is a predicted model, not a curated record. Gene Ontology annotation, molecular function: zinc ion binding; glutaminyl-peptide cyclotransferase activity. Lineage: Eukaryota; Metazoa; Arthropoda; Insecta; Diptera; Drosophilidae.